AUGCACUCGAUAUAUAAGAACGAUAGAUUUAAGAUGAUUGGGCAACCUAUCGACCUGCGGGUGGUGGUUUCAGUAUCUUCUCGCUCUCUCGUCUUCACCUGUUGUAUGAACCGUUUGCGGCUGCUGCUGCCGUCACCCUCAUCAGUUUCUACUUCCAUCUCCGAUUUGUGUGGCGACGGCCGUAGAAGACCAGGAUUCGUGGAAAACGAUUGGAUUUGGCAACCGUUCACGACGCCACAUCGCGCUCACGCAUUGAGCCAUCGACAGCGAGUCUCACAGUCUUUCACAAUCUCAAUCUACAGAUUCUUCUACCAGUUCACCAUGGACAUUGAUUUUGAUGAUUUGACUUCAACCGAUGCUGCAAACAAUGUAAAUGCAAGUACAAAGCUUAAACCCAAACCCAAACCCAAACCAAAACCCAAACCUAAAACCCAACCCGAACCAAAAUCCACCCCAACCCCUCCAACACAGCCUGUUGAGGCUGCUGCUACUGCAGAUAAUGAGAUUAUAGCAAGAACUGAAGAAGAAGAACAACCUUUUGAUGUCAACCAAGUUUCUGGAAAUAUCAAUGAUAACUGGCAAUCUUCAUUUGAAAAACCACAUGAAGAGAAUGCUGAACCAUUUCCAACUUUGGAAUCACUGAAUAAUGACUUACUUCCUCAAUCUACAACUGUAACAGUGAAUUUGCCACCUGUCUCAGAGACACCAACAACCAUUCAUGUUUCCAUGGAUGAGAACUUAGAGAAGGGACCCAUUGAAAGUGUUGAUGCUUGCACAAAUUUAGAAAGUGUUGCACAGAUAGAUCCUUUAACAGGGGAGGAAGCUUCUAUUUUUAAUGACAAUGAAGAUUUUCAGAUAGAAAGUUUAUCAUCAGCAUCAAAGGAUGCCGAAAAUGCCCUUUUCUGGGAACCUCUUGACAUAUUGUCUGAGUCAAGAAUCUGUUCAGGACCAAAAGUUUGCAAAUUCAAGCCAAAACCUAAUGCACAAAAUCGGAAAGUAGAAAAUAUUGAUUCCGUUACUUCUCAAAUCGACUACACGGACAACGCCCCUGUUCCGACGUUUACACCAGAAGAACUUUUUGGCUCGCCAUCAAUCGGAAUCACUGAUUCCAUUCCGACGGAGUCAUUAUCCAAUUUCCAUUUAAAUGAAGAACACGAACCAACAACUUUCACGGAAAUGUCUCAAGUGGAUUCCGUGGUUCCAUCUGAGCAUCCGGAUGCCAUUCCGGAGACUUUGAACAAGGGAAAAGGACAAUCUCCUGAAAAGGAAGCUUCUAGAUCUUCAGAGAGGUUAAGAAAGCAGUCAAAGAAAACACUUGCACUUGUAGAUGAGUUUGAGGAUGAGGGAGUUGCUGAUGAUGUCAUACAUGGGAAUGAAGAUAACAACAAUAUUGAUGAUUACAGACCAGAAGAAAGCGAAUCUGUAAGUGAAAAAAAGGGAAAAAAGUCAAAGAAAGCGGUCAAUGAGAAGGAAAAACCUGUUAGAAAACGGAAAAAGGCCAACAGUGAAGCACCUGUUGAGUCAACUAAAGUCAAAAAGAAAUUCCCUCACAGCACACGAAGAAGAAAUAAAAGACAAGUGGACCCACAAUUGCUUUUAAUUCCUGAGGAAGACCUUAAUAAGAAUGAAAUCCCCAUGAAAGAAUUAAUCAGGCUUGCAGAACAUAGGGAGCGAAUAGCUAAAAAGGAAGCAGCAUCUACAUCAGGAACAGGAACAGCUGCAUUGAACCAAAGUGGUGGGAGUUUCUCCAACAAUUUUGAUUAUGAAGAUGAGGGUUUUGGGGAAGAGAGAGAAGAUGAUUAUUUAAUGGAAGCAGAAAAUGCGACUUAUUAUAAUUAUCGGACUCACAUGAAAAUAACACCAAGAAUGAAAUGGUCAAAACAAGAUACUGAGCUCUUCUACGAGGCUGUUCAACAAUUUGGGACAGAUUUAUCGAUGAUAAAAGAGUGUUUUCCUGGGAGGACGCGUCAGCAGAUAAAAUCAAAGUACAAAAAAGAAGAGAAACAACAACCUUUAAGGCUUAAUCAUGCCCUAACUACUCGUUUUAAAGGUAAUUCUCAUUUUGAGGUAGUAAUCCAACGGCUAAAAGAAGCUCAAGGGGAAGAUUCUGAGAAUGAUGACCCGAUGAACCUCACAGGAGAGGAUGACGUGGCUGCUGACAUGAAUGAGGCUGGGGAAACAACAGAAUGUGUGGAGCCAGAAAAGAAAGAUGAGGAAAUGGAAGGUGAUGUUGGGAGUCCUACAAAGUCUCAUGACAGUGAAGAUGAAAUGUAUCGAUGGAGUCAAUAUAAAUCUGAAAUAUGAAAAAUUUAAAACAAAAAAAAAAAAAAAAGUUCAAACAACAAAA
Messenger RNA from Lactuca saligna, 2347 nucleotides. The record is from the annotation of a GenBank genome assembly. Lineage: Eukaryota; Viridiplantae; Streptophyta; Magnoliopsida; Asterales; Asteraceae.